AUGCAAUCAUUUUACAAGUUAGCAUUCCAGACACUUUCAAAUUUUCAUUCUCUUGGAUUAGUAAGUGAUGAUGAGAAGUCUUAUUUGAAAGAAGUGAUUUUAAAUUGGUCUAAUCCUUAACUCGAUACUUCUUAAGAUUAGAUGUCAGUCUUAGUACUACAAAAAAUUUAGAUUUUAAGAAACCAAUACUAAAAAACUAAUUAAACAUAGAAACUUUUGUGUUUGAUAGAGGAAGAAACUGAUGAAGAUGAGAAUAUUUGA
Messenger RNA from Paramecium sonneborni, 261 nucleotides. NCBI's taxonomy places the organism in Eukaryota, Ciliophora, Oligohymenophorea, Peniculida, Parameciidae. The record is from the annotation of a GenBank genome assembly.